Drosophila kikkawai is the source of this 2173-nucleotide messenger RNA. RefSeq names its product venom carboxylesterase-6. NCBI's taxonomy places the organism in Eukaryota, Metazoa, Arthropoda, Insecta, Diptera, Drosophilidae. The record is from RefSeq and is a predicted model, not a curated record.
AAAGAAAAUCUUUAAAACUAAACACUAUUUAGAAAAAUUAUUUUAAAAAUAUUAUAUACACGUUCCAGACUUUUAACAAGGCAAAAAACCAAACCUAGCCAACGGAAUCCCCUUUGCCAAGUACCCCGAUCGAGCGUUAAUGGAAAUAUAUGCGGAAUUAAUGAGCUAAGAGACGGGACAAGAGCGAAAAAAUUCGGUAAACAAGUUCGCUGCAGGUCAGAGUCGCCGUUGAACGAUGAUGAUGUGUUGUAAUCUUAAAACUACCAGCGCUGUGCAGCCGAGAAAUCAGUCUCAACUUGGACUACACAAUGACAAGUGUUGGACGCGCAACGUGGCUCUGUUUCAGCCUCUGCCUGGUGGUGGUGCUGCUACCCUGCGAGGGUCGCAACUCGCAGAGCCUGCACGUGCGCCUCCCGCACGGAGGCUGGCUGAUCGGACGGCAUCUCACCACCCACAACGGGCAGCCCAUGCGGGCCUUUAUGGGCGUGCCCUAUGCGGAGCCACCGCUGGGCGAGCUUCGCUUCCGUCCCCCGGUGGCGGCCUCCGCCUGGCAGGGCGAGCGUCUGGCCGUAAAGGAUGCCCCAAUCUGUCUGCAGCGCGAUCCCUUCCGUCGCGACACCCUCAUCGAGGGCAGCGAGGACUGUCUGUAUCUGAAUGUCUAUACGCCGGGCUCGAGGUCGCGCAUCAAUGCCUCGCUGCCGGUAAUGGUUUGGUUCCAUGGCGGCGGCUGGCAAUGUGGCUCCGGGAUCAGUAGCUUCUACGGACCGGACUUUCUGCUGGACCACGACAUUGUCCUCGUGUCGGCCAACUUUCGCCUGGGACCGCUGGGCUUCCUCAGCACCGAGACUUUGGACUGUCCCGGCAACAAUGGACUCAAGGAUCAGGUGGAGGUGCUCCGCUGGGUGCGUUCCAAUAUCGAAGCCUUUGGCGGCGAUCCCGGCAGUGUCACCGUCUUUGGGGAGAGUGCCGGCGGUGCGAGUGUCACCUAUCACAUGCUCUCGCCCAAGUCACGCGGCCUCCUGCAUCGCGGCAUCGCCCAGUCGGGCACCUACUUCAAUCCGUGGGCCCAGCCCGCCCACAAAGGUGUGGCAGCGGGACGGGCCGAGAAGCUGGCCAAGCUGGUGGGCUGCGGUGGUGGUGACUCCUCGUGGGAGGAGAAGUUGAAGUGCCUGCGGCAAAGGCCAGCCGAUGACAUUGUGGCGUCCUUGUACGACAUGUUUGUCUGGGACUUUGAUCCGAUGAUACCCUUCCCGCCGGUCAUUGAGCCUGACCACGAGGGCGCCUUCUUGACGGUGCCACCGCGUCAAGCCCUGCAGCCGCAUGGCCUGGAGCUGCCUCUCAUGAUAGGCGCCACCGCCGAGGAGGGGCUCCUCAAGACGGCCGCCUUGCUCAAUCUUCCCCAGCUGAUGGCCGAGUUUAAGUCGCAGUUUGGACAGGUUUUGCCAGUGGUUCUCAAUUACGAUCAUCAUGACGAAGGAGUGCAGAGGAGGAUAACCCAACGCAUCGAGAGCUUCUACUUCAAGCAGGGUCACGACUACAGCAAGGCAAAUCACCAGAAUCUGACCGAUCUCAUAUCGGAUGGCUGGUUUGUGGCUGGAAUCGACGAGUACAUGAGGCUUCGCCUGAACCAGCCGCAGGACGCCGUUGUGGCUCCCACAUAUGUGUACCUGUUCGAUCACAAGGGCGCCGCCAGCUUCUCGGAGAUCUUCAAGGGCGAGCGCAACGAAUUCUAUGGCGCCUGUCAUGCCGAGGAGCUGCAAUAUCUGUUCCCCAUUGGCCGGGAGCUGUUCGUCAGUGCAGUGCCCACGCCUCAGGAUCUGCAGCUGCGCCAACUGAUGCUGCAACUUUGGGUUAGCUUUGCACGCACCGGCAAUCCAAAUCCCACAAAUGCCAGCUUCAGUCUGCCCACCUGGCGUCCGGCGUACAGUUAUCCGGUGGAGUAUGCUCGCCUUGGCACCAAAAUGGACGCCGAGGACGCCGAGGAGGCGGCGUCUCUUUUGCGCCUGGAAAGCUCCUUAAUGCAGCAGCGCGUUGACUUUUGGAGCGAACUGCAGGCGCAUCUGCCUGCCACCAGUCGUGCACACAACGAGCUGUAGCCCAAUAAGUCUAUUUUAAUGUGUUUUUUUGUGUAAUUUUCGUUUAAUACAUCGCUGUACGCGUUAGCGUCCUUUUC